This is a messenger RNA of Linnemannia hyalina, 1428 nucleotides long. The record is from the annotation of a GenBank genome assembly. NCBI's taxonomy places the organism in Eukaryota, Fungi, Mortierellomycota, Mortierellomycetes, Mortierellales, Mortierellaceae.
AUGACGCCGGAGUCUCUGUACAAGAAGCUGGGGGAGAUUUCCCCAGUGUCAUCAUCAUCGUCGCUGUUAACAUUGUCGUCGACAGCAUCAUCAAAUCUCAAGAAGCGGAAGCGAUCGACGACGACCGAGACCAGUAGAAAGCCCGACCUGAGCAGCCGGAAAGAGCCAGCGUUCGAGGAUCUCAACAAUUCGUUCCUCGUCCAAGCUCACGCAUCAAAAACCGAGAUCGACGGAUCCGAGCCUGGAUCAAGCACACAAGGACUAAUGUGCUCUGGAGAGUCAUGGUCAUCAUUGACUGGAGCAUCAAGCAGUGGUAGCAGCAAAAGCAUCAGUGAUUCGACAACGUAUGCAGGCAGCAAUGACAGCAGCGCCAGCGCGAGCAAUGGGAGCCCCAGUCAUCCUACUCAUGAGCCUGAUUUCCCAGAUCCCACCUUGAAUUUGGAACAUUACGUCACUAUUAACCAGCCGGUGAAGUGGACUGUGGAGGAGAUGGACCUUGUGCAAAAGUUCCGGGAGUUCAGAGCAGAGAACUUGCACGAUUUCUCGCUUGCUCGCGACGGGGUAGCCAACUUGAGCGUAGGCUCCAAGUUCAGAAAGAGCCUCGCCCCAGAUGUCGGCAAAGCAGCAACCAAGUUGGGUCUCGUCGGCGAGCUGCAUACAAUCUGGCCAACAUUGACAGACAUCUUGGGGCGCGUCUUUGCAAAGAACCAUUAUGACGACGUGGCUGAGGCGAUCACAGAUGAGAGCAUGAAGGACCCGGUCGCGCGCUACAUCAUCGCGCACUAUUUUGCCUUCCAGGACCACGUCCCCACUCACAUCAAUGAACUCCAGGGUUUUGCGGACUUGACGUGGCCAUUUAUCAGAGGUGCAAUGACAAUGACAGGUGUUGAGACGCAGUACCUAGAAGUUCCCAUCUCUGGAGUCCUUGAGCGCAAGAACUUGGAAAGGGAUGACCUGACGGAAGCCAAGCAACCAGGCCAAUAUGCUAACGGGGUUGCUAUUUGGGGAGACAGCCAAGUAUUCCUCUCAGAAGUCUCGACCACCCACAGCACAAAGGCGGAGAAGCUGAGGCGAGAUGAAUUCAAGCUCGCUAGGGCAAUGAGGGAUUCAUGGGUCAGUCAAGUCAGGGCCACAUGCAAGCAUUCGGUUCCCCUGAGCGGGAUCGCUGUCUUUGGGUCCAGCACAUUCAAGGGUGAAACCAAGCUCUGGCGACUUGACUUUCAUGGCGUUUUUCGGCUUGUUCACUUUAACUCUUUCUUUGUCCCGCUCAAGAAAAGCGAAUUUGGAAAGAAAGCCAAGGUGUCCAUCCUUCUUUGCCUCGAGUUGGCGAUGCGUGUCAAAGCAGAGGUCGAUGCGCGAGAGGAAGGCGCCGCUCCUAUUGAUCAUGGGAUGCGCGAGCUGUUAGAGGAGGCUGUGUCAUCCAUUUAG